AUGGUACCGUACUUUUUGUUAUUGUACCUUUUCACCGUACCUCUUGGUACCGUACCUCUUAUCACUGUACCUCUUGUACCUCUUGUUACCGUACCGUACCUUUACCGUACCUCUUGGUACCGUCUGUACCUCUUGGUACCGUACUUUUAUACCGUACCUUGUUACCGUCACCGUGUACCGUACCGUAACCGUAUUAUACUGUACCUCUUGUACCUCUUGGUACCGUACCUCUUGGUACCGUACCUAUCACCGUACCUCGUGGUACCGUAUCUUUUAUUACUGUACCUCUUGGUACGUACCUCUUGUUACCGUACUUUUAUCACUGUAUCUCUUGGUACCGUACAAUAA
Molecule: messenger RNA, 348 nt
Organism: Brugia pahangi
Lineage: Eukaryota; Metazoa; Nematoda; Chromadorea; Rhabditida; Onchocercidae
Source: the annotation of a GenBank genome assembly